Messenger RNA from Cavia porcellus (domestic guinea pig), 2807 nucleotides. RefSeq names its product solute carrier family 15 member 1 (gene Slc15a1). Gene Ontology annotation, molecular function: dipeptide transmembrane transporter activity. Gene Ontology annotation, biological process: dipeptide import across plasma membrane. Gene Ontology annotation, cellular component: plasma membrane. The coding region runs from base 147 to 2273 and encodes 708 amino acids. The record is from RefSeq and is a predicted model, not a curated record. The transcript has 23 exons. NCBI's taxonomy places the organism in Eukaryota, Metazoa, Chordata, Mammalia, Rodentia, Caviidae.
ACCUCGGAGGGUGGAGCUGGCCAGCUCCGCCUCGCACACCUCCACACCUCCAGCUGCACAGGUAGCUGGCUGGGCAGGGCCUGGAAACAAAGUCGGACCAGCUGGCCGACUCCUCGAAUUCACCCGGAGCCCUCGGAGCCGCCACCAUGGGGAUGUCCAAGUCACUGAGUUGCUUUGGUUACCCCCUGAGCAUCUUCUUCAUCGUGGUCAAUGAGUUCUGUGAGAGGUUCUCCUACUAUGGGAUGAGAGCGCUGCUGGUCCUGUACUUCCGGAACUUCAUCGGCUGGGACGACGACCUGUCCACAGCCAUCUACCACACGUUCGUCGCCCUCUGCUACCUGACUCCGAUCCUCGGGGCUCUUAUUGCCGACUCGUGGCUGGGGAAGUUCAAGACCAUCAUCUGGCUCUCCAUUGUCUAUACCAUAGGGCAAGGAGUCAUCUCAAUAAGCUCAAUUAAUGACCUCACAGACCACAACCACGAUGGGACCCCCAACAACAUGCCCGUGCACGUGUCGCUGUCCAUGAUCGGCCUGAUCCUGAUCGCUCUCGGCACUGGAGGAAUCAAGCCGUGCGUGUCUGCGUUUGGUGGUGAUCAGUUCGAGGAGGGCCAGGAAAAGCAAAGAAACAGAUUUUUUUCCAUCUUUUAUUUGGCCAUUAAUGCUGGAAGUUUGCUAUCUACCAUCAUCACACCCAUCCUUAGAGUUCAGCAGUGUGGAAUUCACACUCAACAAGCUUGUUACCCGCUGGCGUUUGGGGUUCCUGCGGCUCUCAUGGCUGUAUCCCUAAUUGUGUUUGUCAUCGGCAGUGGAUUGUACAAGAAGUUCCAGCCGCAGGGCAACAUCAUGGGUAAAGUGGCCAAGUGCAUCGGUUUUGCCAUCAAAAACAGGUUCAGGCACCGGAGUAAGGAAUUUUCCAAGAGGCAGCACUGGCUGGACUGGGCUAAAGAGAAGUACGAUGAGCGGCUCAUCUCUCAAAUCAAGAUGGUCAUGAGGGUGCUGUUCCUGUACAUUCCUCUCCCCAUGUUCUGGGCCUUGUUUGAUCAGCAGGGUUCCAGGUGGACACUGCAGGCGACAACUAUGAACGGGAAUAUUGGAACUAUUGAAAUCCAGCCGGAUCAGAUGCAGACCGUGAACGCCAUCCUGAUUGUAAUCAUGGUCCCUAUUUUUGACGCUGUGAUCUAUCCGCUGAUUGCCAAAUGCGGCUUCAAUUUCACGUCCCUGAAGAAGAUGACAGUUGGGAUGUUCCUGGCUUCCAUGGCCUUUGUGGUGGCUGCAAUUGUGCAGUUGGAAAUCGAUAAAACUCUUCCAGUCUUCCCCGAAGCACACCAGGUCCAAGUUAAAGUCUUGAAUAUUGGAAACAAUAACAUCAUCGUAUCUUUUCCUGGAGACACAGUGACCCUGAACCCGAUGUCUCAAACAGACACAUACACGACCUUUGGUACAGACCAACUGCCAAGCAUCAACGUGUCUUCCCCCGGGUCAGCAGUCACUGCGGUAGCCCACGACUUCGAGCAGGGCCACCGCCACACCCUGCUGGUGUGGGGCCCCCGUGACUACCACGUGGUAAAGGAUGGGCUUAACAAUAAGCCAGACAAAGGAGAAAAUGGAAUCAGAUUUGUAAAUACUUUUAACAACGCAGUCAGCAUCACAAUGAGCGGGAAAGUUUAUGAAGAUGUCACCAGUUAUAAUGCCAGCGAGUAUCAGUUUUUUUCUUCUGGCAAAAAAAACUUCACAGUGAGCUCAACAGAGUUUCCCCAGACAUGUCUACGUGACUUCCAGUCUUCCAACCUGGAAUUUGGCGGCGCCUACACCUACGUGAUUGAAAGGCAGAGUGACGGCUGUCCUGGCAUAAAGCAAUUUGAAGAUAUUCCGCCCAACACAGUCAACAUGGCUCUGCAGAUCCCGCAGUAUUUCCUCCUCACCUGCGGCGAAGUGGUCUUCUCCGUCACGGGACUGGAGUUCUCAUAUUCUCAGGCUCCUUCCAACAUGAAGUCGGUGCUUCAGGCAGGAUGGCUGUUGACGGUGGCCGUCGGCAACAUCAUCGUGCUCAUUGUGGCGGGGGUAGGCCACUUCAAUGAACAGUGGGCUGAGUACAUUCUGUUUGCUGCGUUGCUUCUGGUCGUCUGCAUCAUAUUUGCGAUCAUGGCUCAGUUCUACACUUACGUGAAUCCAGCAGAGAUUGAAGCUCGGUUUGAUGAGGAGGAAAAGAAAAAGAACUCGGGAAAGAGUGACCCGUACGCUUCGCCGGAGUCAGUCACCCAGACAGUGAUGUGAAGGUGAGGGAGCGUGUGGACGACAGACUGAGCCAGCUCGCGCCUUGACCUCCGUCCCCAGGGCGCAGGACACCCCACCAGAAGGCCCUGGAUGGGGAGACUUUGGAGCUGUGAACCAUACCUGGAAAGCUAUUUUCCAAGGAGCCAGCAAAGAAUCCAAAAUUCUAGAGGCAAUCUCUUUUUGUAGGUCUUAUUUAAAUUACACACAUUCCCUUUUUUAACAGAGAAUAUACCUUGCAUUUAAUAAUUCCUCUCUUGCUACACAAAUUAAACUAUUUUGGACUAAAUUUUUAAAAGGUAACAGAGUUCCAUAUUUUCUCUAAAACUCUUUUGAGAACAAUGUUAAAUGAGAUGUUAAUGCCAAAAGUGAAUUUUCAGGUAUAUAGAAAGUGCCAGCUGGUAUUAACGGACAACCUUUUAUUUUUCUCAUCCCUACCUCUUUUUAAAUUAUGUAUAACUCAAAAGACAACUAAAAUGAAGGCCAGUAAUGAUGUUUGAAGUUUCAGUGAUGUGAAAUAAAUUCCUAUUCUUAAGA